AUGGGAUCUGGCCGGAAAGACUUUGUGAGCACUGAUGUAAAGAAUCAUCACCUCCGCCGCCAUCAGAAUCAAAUCUACAAGUGCCCGCUCUGUGCAAACGAAUACAGUCACGCCUCCUCCUUCAAGCGCCAUGUUGAGCGAGACCACGAUCAGACCCCCCUCGACCUCUCCUCUCUGCAACAAUACACCCACACCGUUACCGACGCCCCCGGCCACAGCGGUGCCCCCCACCCCAUGCUUCACACGCAAUACCAGCAUGGCGACCGCCUCAAUGAGCAACAACACCUCGUAUCGCCGACCUCCUCCAUCGGCAGCGGGCCCACCAUUCCAACCUCCCACGCCACCGCCCCGCCCCAGCUGCCCUUGCCUUCAGACUCCCACCGGCCUUUCCAGCCUCUGCAGCCCUUGCACGAAGCCUUCCACCCGCAACUGCAGCUAGACCCCCAGAUCAGCGCGGCCUCGCAUCCUUCCCCUCUGGCUCCCCCGACCCACCCCUUCGCUUCCCUGAUGCAUGCCAGCCAGCCCUCGCUGACUGAGCUGGUGGCGCUCUUACUGCAACAGAGCAACAACGCGGCAGCCGGCAACACCAUCAUUCCCCGGCCCAUGGCCACACAGGCUGUACCAGCUGCCCCGACGUACCCCGCGGGCCCUGGCCUCGGUUCGGAAGCAACCCAGACUCAACACCAGGCCGCUACCCCCUCGUCCUCGGGUCCCACUUCCCUGCCGCCUCUACAUCACCAACUCAGCCUCGAUCUGCUCGUUUCCAUGCUGAUGCACGGCACCGAGCGGCUGACUCAACCCGAACCCACCUACCCUUACUGA
Molecule: messenger RNA, 822 nt
Organism: Monosiga brevicollis MX1
Lineage: Eukaryota; Choanoflagellata; Craspedida; Salpingoecidae
Exons: 3
Coding region: 1-822 (273 amino acids)
Source: RefSeq, a predicted model, not a curated record